Pseudozyma flocculosa PF-1 is the source of this 1956-nucleotide messenger RNA. RefSeq lists its product as uncharacterized. Gene Ontology annotation, cellular component: membrane. Bases 1 to 1956 code for a protein of 651 amino acids. Gene Ontology annotation, molecular function: dipeptide transmembrane transporter activity. Gene Ontology annotation, biological process: oligopeptide transport; transmembrane transport. Lineage: Eukaryota; Fungi; Basidiomycota; Ustilaginomycetes; Ustilaginales; Ustilaginaceae. The record is from RefSeq and is a predicted model, not a curated record. The transcript has a single exon.
AUGCCUGCCGACGUCACUGACGACAUCUUUGCCGGCGUCGCAGAAGUGCAGCGCGACGACUACGCCGCCGACGUCAAGGCCCACGGCGGUCACGACGAUGUCCACCCCAUGGCACACCACGGCGCCGGCCUGCCCGCCGAUGACAAGGGUGAGGUCCAGGACGGCGACUACGUCGCGCCCACCAGCGAGGAGCGUUCCACCCUCCGCCGCAUCCCCGAGAAGCUGCCCAUGGUCGCCUACGCCAUCGCCUUCUGCGAGCUGGCCGAGCGCUUCUCGUACUAUGGCUGCCAGCAGGUCUUCCAGAACUUUGUCCAGCAGCCCCGUCCCGCGCGCAGCCGCGCCGGUGCCGGUGGCGCCGACACCCAGUCCGGCGCGCUCAACUACGGCCAGCAGAUUGCCUCGGGCAUGAACACCUUCAACACCUUCUGGGUCUACUGCAUGCCCCUCCUCGGUGCCUACCUCGCCGAUACCCGCUGGGGCCGUUUCAAGACCAUCUCGAUCGCCGUCGGCAUCGCCACCGUCGGCCACAUCCUCCUCAUCGUCAGCGCCCUCCCCAGCGUCCUCGACAACCGCGAGGGCGCCAUGGCCUGCUUCGUCAUCGCCCUCAUCGUCAUGGGCGUCGGCACCGGCUGGUUCAAGUCGUCGAUCUCGCCCAUGAUUGCCGAGCAGGUCCGCGGCACCAAGCAGGCCGUCAAGGUCCUCCCCAAGACCGGAGAGCGCGUCAUCGUCGACCCCACGCUCACCGUGUCGCGCAUCUUCAUGUACUUCUACCUCUUCAUCAACCUCGGCGCCCUCGCCGGCCAGCUCGGCAUGUCGUUCGCGGAGAAGUACGUCGGCUUCUGGCUCUCGUACACGCUGCCCACGAUCGUCUUCCUCCUCUGCAUCCCCGUCCUCGUCUUCGGCAACAAGUACUACGUCAAGACGCCGCCGACGGGCUCCGUGUUUGCCGAGUGCAUCCGCCUCUGGAGGUACGCCGCCAGCGGCCGCUGGACGCUCAACCCCAUCAAGCUGGCCAAGAACAUGACGGCCGACGACUUCUGGACCAGCGCCAAGCCCUCAAAGGUCGUCGCCGCCGGCGAGGCCAAGCCGCGCUGGAUGACGUUCGACGACGCCUGGGUCGACGAGGUGCGCCGUGGCUUCAAGGCGUGCACCGUCUUCCUCUGGUUCCCGCUCUACUGGCUCAGCUAUAACCAGAUCGUCAACAACCUCACGUCGCAGGCGGCCACCAUGACCGUCAACGGCCUGCCCAACGAGAUUGUCUCGAACCUCGACCCCUUCGCCCUCAUCAUCCUCAUCCCCCUCUUUGACCUCUUCCUCUACCCGGCGCUGCGCAAGGCCGGCUUCCGCUUCACCCCGCUCAAGAGGAUCACGGCCGGCUUCUUCACCGGCGCGUUCGCCAUGGUCUGGGCCUGCGUCGUCCAGUACUACAUCUACAAGACGUCGCAGUGCGGCAAGAACGCCUCGACCUGCUACGACCUCAACGGCGACGGCAUCGCCGACCUGGGCGCCGACGGCACCGAGGACGGCGCCGUCUACGUCCCCUCGCCGCUCAACAUCUGGAUCCAGUCGGGCUCCUACAUCCUCAUCGCCAUCUCCGAGAUCUUUGCCUCGAUCACCGGUCUCGAGUACGCCUACUCCAAGGCGCCCAAGUCGAUGCGCUCGCUCGUCAUGGCCGCCUUCCUCUUCACCAGCGCCAUUGCCGCCGCCCUGCAGCAGGCCUUCACCUCGCUCUCCGAGGACCCGCACCUCGAGUGGCUGUACGGCGUCUUUGCCGUCAUCGCCUUUGUCGGCGGCUGCGGCUUCUGGUACUCGUUCCGCAAGCUCGACUCGCAGGAGGACGAGCUCAACGAGCUCGACGCCGGCGAGGUCGUCGCCGGAGAGCGCGAGGAGCUCGACGCCCCGCACGCCGUCCAGCCCCAGCUCGGCGACGUGGCCGCCGUGUCCGAGAAGCACUGA